CAACAAGCUUAUUGUUUGUAUGAGAGAAGCAAUGCAUAUAACACACAUGGGCUGAUAUGUAGGCACCAAAGUUCUUUUCCUGCAUUUUUUUCAUGGUUUUGCAAUUUUUUUUUUUUUUUUUUUUUUUUUUUGCACAAUGAAAACCAUUGUGCCUUCACAAGUUCAAAACUAGAAACAGUUUCUCAGCAUGCGAAGGCAAGGCCGCAUACAUUUGAUCCUCACCAGACCCUACAAUAGCUGGAACCACAGGGCUACCCUCCCUCUUUUUUUGUGAUAUUUUUUUUUUUUCCAACUAGAUUUGGUUAUAUGUUAAUUUCAUAUACAAUGUUUGCUUACAUUGAGCUCAGUUGUUUACUACUACAACCUUUUAGAGAACAUAAUUGAUUCUUUUAUGCCUAGACUGAAUAUCAGGGACCUGAAAGAUGGUGUUUGGAAAGGGUGGUUCUAGCUCAAGGAGCACGAAAACCAUUGAUGGUUCCAAUAGAAGAUUCUCCGCGCUCAUCGUGGAUGAUGACCCAAUCAUUCGAAGAAUACACACUGCGCUUUUAAAUAAACAUGGAUUCGAAACUCAACUUGCAGAAAAUGGAAGAGAAGCUCUUGAUCUAUUUCGCGCCGGGGCAUCCUUUGAUCUAGUCCUCAUGGACAGGGAUAUGCCAGUCAUGGAUGGACCUCAGGCAACAAGGGAGUUGAGGGCCAUGGGUGUCACUAGCAUGAUUGUGGGAGUAACUACGCGCGCUCGAGACUCUGAAAAGCAAGCAUUUCUUGGAGCUGGUUUGAAUGAAUUGCAUGAAAAGCCAUUGAAUGCUGCUAAGGUUAACACCCUCUUGCAUGAGCUCAGCAGAAACUAUUAGUUUGGAGAAGUCAAAACAGAGAAACAAACCAUCCAUUAUGUGAUACUACAAGUCAUGACCAUUGUACUUCAUGUUCGUAAU
Messenger RNA from Cornus florida, 932 nucleotides. RefSeq names its product two-component response regulator 24-like. The transcript is spliced from 2 exons. The coding region runs from base 423 to 851 and encodes 142 amino acids. The record is from RefSeq and is a predicted model, not a curated record. NCBI's taxonomy places the organism in Eukaryota, Viridiplantae, Streptophyta, Magnoliopsida, Cornales, Cornaceae. Gene Ontology annotation, biological process: phosphorelay signal transduction system.